Molecule: messenger RNA, 2337 nt
Organism: Arabidopsis thaliana (thale cress)
Lineage: Eukaryota; Viridiplantae; Streptophyta; Magnoliopsida; Brassicales; Brassicaceae
Product: Protein kinase superfamily protein
Exons: 9
Coding region: 822-1913 (363 amino acids)
Biological process (GO): intracellular signal transduction
Cellular component (GO): cytoplasm
Molecular function (GO): kinase binding; ATP binding; protein serine/threonine kinase activity
Source: RefSeq, marked reviewed
UUUUGGUACUUUCCUUAAAUGUCAAAAACCCUUUUUUAAGAACCGAGGGUUUCGAAUUUCAGGUUGAUUUUGAUGAUUAAAGGGAAUAUCGUAAUUGAUUUCAUGUUUUUCAAGUUUGAAAUCUGUAUCCUAGGUUAAAACCUCGUUGACUUGUGAAAAGUCUAGGUCUACGGAACAUAAAAUGUCUCUUUCUUGUUGUUGGUGUUUGAGAUUUUGAUCGGUUCAUCAUGUAGAUGAACAAUGAACUAUGUACUUCUUCUGAUAUUUGGCUUUAUUUAUGUGAAUUUUUUUUGAUUUUUCAUAAUUCUGUUUUUGUAAAUGCUCAAAAACCUUAUCCUUAUAACUAUUCUUAUUUUUGUUUUUACUGAUAACUACUCUGUGAAGUUCUCUGAAAGUUUUCUUCUUUUUGGUUAUUACUAUGAGAAAAUCUUGUUUUGCAACACCAUUUACUGAAAAUUUGUGUCUGAAUAUGUUCAUGUUCGUGCACACGGCAUGAUUAGCCAAAUGCACAAGCUUACUCAUUUGCACAUCUUAGAGAAAUUCUUCCAAUCUUUUCUUUUUGGAAACUAUUUGCUAGCUUUUGUUGGUAACAUAAGUGCCUUUACCUUGUAAUAUUAAGCUUAGAUAGCCGAAUCGUGUUUGCAAAACUGUUUAUUGUGCUUGUAUUUUACCUUGUUUAUAUAUAUAGUUUCAUAAACAGGAGAUACUAGAAUCUUACUCUGCAAAGCUGUUCAUUUUUCUGUGUCUAUUCUUCAUGCCUAUAGUUUGGUGCAAACUGUUUAUUAGAGAAGUUUAGUUAGCUCGUGUGAGAGAAGGGUGUAAUGAGCUGUUUUGGUUGGUGUGGGAGUGAGGAUUUUCGCAACGCUACUGACACUGGCCCAAGGCCAGCGCAUAACCCAGCAGGUUACAAUGGAGGCCACUACCAAAGAGCUGAUCCACCCAUGAACCAGCCUGUUAUUCCCAUGCAGCCUAUUUCUGUACCAGCCAUUCCAGUGGAUGAGCUGAGAGAUAUAACUGAUAACUAUGGUUCAAAGACCUUGAUCGGCGAGGGUUCUUAUGGAAGAGUGUUUUAUGGUGUUCUUAAAAGCGGUGGUGCAGCUGCCAUCAAGAAACUUGACUCUAGUAAGCAGCCAGAUCAAGAAUUUCUUUCCCAGAUAUCAAUGGUUUCGAGAUUGCGACAUGACAAUGUUACUGCACUUAUGGGCUAUUGUGUUGAUGGCCCUCUCCGUGUUCUUGCUUAUGAAUUUGCUCCUAAAGGAUCUCUUCAUGAUACUCUUCAUGGCAAAAAAGGUGCCAAAGGAGCACUUAGAGGUCCUGUUAUGACGUGGCAACAGAGAGUCAAAAUCGCCGUUGGUGCGGCCAGAGGACUUGAGUACUUGCAUGAGAAGGUGAGCCCUCAGGUUAUCCACCGAGACAUCAAAUCCAGCAACGUACUUCUGUUUGAUGAUGAUGUUGCCAAAAUUGGUGAUUUUGAUCUGUCUGAUCAAGCCCCUGACAUGGCUGCUCGCCUUCACUCAACUCGUGUGCUAGGAACCUUUGGCUACCACGCUCCAGAAUAUGCAAUGACAGGAACGUUGAGCUCAAAGAGCGAUGUGUACAGUUUUGGCGUUGUUCUGCUGGAGCUCCUAACUGGUCGUAAACCAGUCGAUCAUACCUUACCGCGUGGACAACAAAGUCUAGUGACAUGGGCAACCCCUAAACUAAGUGAAGACAAAGUGAAGCAAUGCGUUGAUGCAAGACUACUCGGAGAGUACCCUCCCAAAGCUGUUGGCAAGCUAGCUGCAGUGGCUGCACUCUGUGUGCAAUAUGAGGCAAAUUUCAGACCAAACAUGAGCAUUGUGGUGAAGGCACUUCAACCUCUUUUAAACCCUCCUCGUUCUGCUCCGCAGACUCCACAUAGGAACCCCUACUGAUCAAAUAUUCAAUCCCCCAUAUCUCAUCUUCUGAUCAUGAUGAUUCAUCAAAUGUGUAUUAUUCAUUUUGGUUCUGUAUUGUGUAAAUUUAUGGGACCUUAUCUCAUUAACUCUUCAUUCUCAAGUCCCACUUUUCAAGACAUGUAUCAUAGGAAUUUGCAAUACAUGUUGCUAUGCGAUGCGACGGCGCCUAGAGAAAUCUAGAGAUCUCCUCUGUUUCAGUGCUUUGGCUGCCUGGGGGAAUUUGAAUGUGAUUCACUGAAGCUGUAUUUUAAGUAUUUGACUCAUAUUAGACUUGUUCCAAGUAAAAUAGCAACAAGGCAACAAUGGUCAUCUAGUUAUUUAAAAAGUGGUUGACGAUCAUUAAGACAUUUUCAAAAUUCUCAUCUAAAAUGGUAAACAACCAUGAAAGAUUCGACUCCCA